GCGAUCCUCCAGCCUCAUCCUCCCAAAGUGCUGGGACUACAGGUGUGAGCCACCAACCCAGCCCCUAAUUAUUUCUAAUAAAGCAGAGCAAAUCUGCUUUUGAUUAUUCUCUCAAACACUACCAACUCCCUCUCUAUUGCUGUCGUACAUACUUCUCAAUAGUAAAUAUCCAUUUUUCACGUACCCCAAAUAAAAGCUCAGUUUUGUGUACACAAAUACUGUAUUUGUCAUAGAUAUGUAAAAUAUGCUAUUUUUGUCCUAGUGUACCAAGGAAGUAUUAAAUAAUUAGAAGUACACUACAGAAAAGCACUAGUUCAUAUCUCCCUGAUAGUGCAAUAUAUGGAGUUAUUUUCUAGAUCUAAAGAGCAUGGGACUCCACAUAUGAAAUGGCUACUCCAUCCAUUUUCUUCUCUGCUUCCUUGUUAUAAAGCUGUUUCUUUGCGGAGGCAGUACCAAUACAGAGGCUGGGGUUAGGAGCUUUGAGAUGGACAGUUGGUGUUUCCUCAAUCUUAAAGCAUCAGACAAACGCAAUUCACACACUCCCUGUCAGUCAGAUUGCCACCCUAGCCCCCUCCUAGGUAAAAAUUCUGGAGCCGGCACAGCUUACUUAUUUAUAGCAAGUUAAAGCUGAAAAGAAUUUCAUUAUCUUGGACUUAAAUUUAUCUUAAUUCCCUCUUGCUCACAGACAUUCCACAUCAGAUUUAGAUCCUUUCCUUCUUGGCUGAACACCAAAGCUUUGUCCUUUUCACAGGAUAAACUCCUAAUUGCCAAGAGUCUUAAUUCCAUUGACCUGAUUUUAUCUGUUUUAAGAGUUGUGCAAAUAUUUCUAUGGAUAUUUCUGGUAAACUAUUAACAAUUGAUUGGCAGAACUCUAGUGUUCUGAUAUGCUUAUUCUGUAGCCACCAGACCUUCAGAGCACAUUCACCUGCAAACUUAUAUUGUUAGAAAAUUCCUGAAAAAUGAAAGACUCAAAAUCAUCUUGAUUGAGGCUGAGUAUUAAGGGCUAGCCUCAAUAAGUCAGACUUUUAGGCAAUUUCAUCUUAAAAUUCUCAUGUGUCUGGUGAAAUAGCCCAAACCAAAACUGCCAAAGUAAGAAGGUUAAACUGCUGACCCUGGGACACUGUCCUUUAUUACUUGGCUGACCAAACCAUUCCAAUUUGCUCAGGACCGGAGCAUGGGACUGUCAGUGCUAAUAUCAGGGAAUUCCAGGGGAAACAGAGUUGAGUUGUUCACCCUCUCGACUACUCAUUAUCUUGGAUGCUGCCUGCCUGCCUUGUGUCUGCUCUAGCAGGUCAUUUAUGCAAGGGGCCAGCCACACUGGGAAGAAAAGUGCUGCCAUCUUUGAGUUCUCUUGUACCAAAUCAAGAUAAUCAAAUCUGAGCCUGCUACAGAAUUCAUCCACCUUCUCUAACCUAGAUACAGAUUGUAGCUUCUUCUUAGAGACUUUAUGGCUUCUUAUAGGAAUUGCUGAAGGCUGAAAGAUCUAAAAAAAAAAAAAAAAAAAGUUUCAGAAUCCGAAACAGUCAAGACUCCCUUGAUUUAGUUCAGAUGGAAAAAGGCUCAUCUCUCGUAUGCUGUACAUUCUUUAAAACAAUCAAUUCCAGUGUCCAAAAAUGUAUGACCCUUAUACUGCACUAUUCAUCAUACCGAGUUGAUUCUUCAGGGCCCACUAUGUCUCCAAAAAAGCAAAGGAAGUAUGUACUACAACUGAUCCCAUCACAUGGUGCCAAAUCCGGCACAUGUGAAUGGCGAGUGGGCCUUGGCUCCACAUGUAAGUUCCUGUUUGGAGUCACCCCUCCGUGUCAGUCCUUCCCAGACUUGACUUCAGAAUCCACCUGGGUCCACCAUUCAUCCUUAACUUUUAACUUAAACCUAAUUCACUUUACAGGACUUUCAUGGAAUCAGAUCUACUUUUAUACUCCUUCUCAAUGUGUGGUUGACUGAAAAUUGCUCCAAUCUCCAGGAGCAGGAAAUGGGCCUUGUUUCUUAGAGAGUGUAGCCAACUUUUAUCAGCCUCUCAUGUUUUACUGACCCUGUGAAUGCAGAGUUUGCCAAUUUUGAUCUCAAAUCUUCUUUUUCUCAGCCUGCUUCUCAGCAUGCCCUCCUUCACUAUGAUAGCACGCUUUGUACUACAAAAUAGUAUACGCUUUGUUGGUAAAAUAUAAUUAAGACAGUAAACUGACUUGGAAAGUAUAUUCUGGAGGGUAAAUAAGAAUUCUUCCUAAACUCUCAGUGCCAGUGUUGUCAGCCGGCGACGUGGAGAGUUAAGACCUGACUACUGUUUAUACUUUUCUUUGUCUGAAGCAGCAGUGAGUGAAGUGACUGGCUUUAGAAGCCCAGUCUUCUUCAGCAGCAUCAAGAAUACUUCCCUGCAAAUGGAGUCUCCUUGGGAGCCUGAGCUUUAGGGUCAGAAUUUAUUAGAUGGUGUAAUGUUUACUCAGGGAAAGUAUUUUCCUGAGUUUAUAAUGAAAUCUUCCCCUUCAUGAAAAUCUUGAAAGCUGUCACUCAUACAGAGUGUAGUAUGAGUAGUCCUUGUAGACUUGAUUUUAUGCAUGAUUGGUUGGGAAUGAGAAGCCAGUGCUGUUGCUACCCCCUGACUGUUGGUGUUCAGGCUGAGAAGUACCCUCUACCAACUACCAAGGGCUGGGAGCUCCUCAGAGGCCUCCAUAUGCUGGAGCUAGCUGCCUGCAGUGUAGUAUCACGGUGAGCCAUGCAAAUGAGUCAGCCAUUGUGGCAGCUUGUCAACCACCCGAAGGCUGCCUGGCAUCAGUUUCUAAUCAUAGAGUGAGGGCUCUGGGUCAGCGUGGGUGCAUGGCAUCAAGCCAGACAGCUUAACUUCUGAGGUAGCCAUUAUAAGAGUCUGUAAUCUGAAACAUUUGGGAACCCCGCCUGGAGGUCAGUGGUUGAUCCAGACCAUCUGUGGCCUCCCAGGAAGGGAGAGAUUUGUGAGAAACAGCAGGUUAUAUGUUUUUCCACCCUUCCGCUGAGUACUAAUGCCAUUGCCAUGACCAACCUGACUUUCCUGUGAUAUGUAGCACCAAAUCCUCCCACUGGCAAAACUCUGAACUGGUGUUUACAGCCAGAUCACAAAAGCUUGAACAGUUUGCUUUACAGGACUUGCAUGGAAUCAGAUCUACUUUUAUUAUACCCAGAAACUCCAGGAGUGCUUUUAUUAAUGUAAAGCGAGAAACUCCACAAAUGAUUUUUAAAGUGUUGAAGCCUGCCAACCCAUAAUAGUAUGGACUUUCCCUUCCUUGGGAUUUGAAUAAAGGAAGAUUCUUCUCAGUGAAUGUGUAUACAUAGAAAAUUAGUCAAGUAGUAAUACUUAGUAACCGGCUCUUCCAGUCUGUUCACCAUCUGUAUACCAUACUCAGCCCCUCCUAUAUCACUCAUAGUACUUUGUCUCACAUUUCUAUCUUCUCUACGGAAUCCUCAGGCCUUCUCGAAUCGUAGCUCUUUUAGCAUCCCCUGACUUUUACCUGUCUCUGUAUCAUUGGCUCUUACCGAAGGACAGGGGUGGAAACAAUAACUUUCCACAUGUGUAUCUCUCGUCAUGCUUCAACUGUAUUCUAGAGGCUUAAGGACAGAGACUGUCUAAAAAUUCUCUGUCUUCCCUGUGGGCGCUGCUUCUCAUAGAAUCAGUACACACUAACUUUAGUAGAGUCUUUUGGUAGGAACAUGUGAUUGACAGAGUAACUCAGGUAAGUGAUAAAGGAGUUCAGAGAAAGAGGAGAUAUAGCUGUGGUGGCUUGGAUGAUGAGGUCUUGCAUAAUCCUGAAAGAUUAGUUGGCUUUGGAUAGAUGGGACAGUAGGAGACAAGGCACAGAUGUUGGUGUGAACAUAAACCAGUAAAAUCGGUUAUUUAAACAAGCACCCAUGGCAGAAAAAUGGCUUUGCUGCCCAAGCCAGCACUUUCACCCAUUCACCUUUGUCCUUUUGUCCUAUGGGCCUUCCACCCAGGCAGCAAGAUAGGAAGGUGGCAGGCCUUGCUGUCAUUGGCACAUAAUCACAUUGUCACUGCUUUGCCCUGACCACAGACGCUCUGUUCUUAUCUCCCAGUUCCAUGGAUCUUCAUUUGGCUGGACUUUGAUUAUCUCUCUUGUAAUUCCCAAAAGUGACCUUGGUGCUGCUUGCAUCGUGUUUGGCCCUGCCACCCAGUCUGCCCUUUACUAACAGUGCCCUUUGAUUUUGUUUGCUAAUGGACUUUGGGUCCCAUCUCUGGUCUGAUCUCUACACUUGCUUCCUGGCCAUCUCCUUGCAAGGUCCCUAUGCCAUGAUCUGGUGAGCUGAGAGCUGUCUGAUUGUAUCAGAGAGCCCUAGGGUCAAUGGGCAGAGGAAGAGGAGAUCAGAUCAUGAGGAAUCUCAAAAUCCUGGAGAGGAAGAGUUUGGGCUUGAUCCUGUGAACACUGGUGAUACAUUCCACCGUUGAUCUGGGGGAAAAGUGGACACAUCCAGACAGCCUUGUAUGGGAAGAUGGGAAGGGUGAGGUCGCCACAUCCUUACGGGCACCGGAAGUUCAUCACCAUGUCUGAUGGAGCCACUUCUACAUUCGACCUCUUCGAGCCCUUGGCUGAGCACUGUGUUGGAGAUGAUAUCACCAUGGUCAUCUGCCCUGGAAUUGCCAAUCACAGCGAGAAGCAAUACAUCCGCACUUUCGUUGACUAUGCCCAGAAAAAUGGCUAUCGGUGUGCCGUGCUGAACCACCUGGGUGCCCUGCCCAACAUUGAACUGACCUCGCCACGCAUGUUCACUUAUGGCUGCACUUGGGAAUUUGGAGCCAUGGUGAACUACAUCAAGAAGACAUAUCCCCUGACCCAGCUGGUCGUCGUGGGCUUCAGCCUGGGUGGUAACAUCGUGUGCAAAUACUUGGGGGAGACUCAGGCAAACCAAGAGAAGGUCCUGUGCUGCGUCAGUGUGUGCCAGGGGUACAGUGCACUGAGGGCCCAGGAAACCUUCAUGCAGUGGGAUCAGUGCCGGCGGUUCUACAACUUCCUCAUGGCCGACAACAUGAAGAAGAUCAUCCUCUCGCACAGGCAAGCUCUUUUUGGAGACCAUGUUAAGAAGCCCCAGAGCCUGGAGGACACGGACUUGAGCCGGCUCUACACAGCAACAUCCCUGAUGCAGAUUGACGACAAUGUGAUGAGGAAGUUUCAUGGCUAUAACUCCCUGAAGGAAUACUAUGAGGAAGAAAGCUGCAUGCGGUACCUGCACAGGAUUUAUGUGCCUCUCAUGCUGGUUAAUGCAGCUGAUGAUCCCUUGGUGCAUGAAAGUCUUCUAACCAUUCCAAAAUCUCUUUCAGAGAAACGGGAGAACGUCAUGUUUGUGCUGCCUCUGCACGGGGGCCACCUGGGCUUCUUUGAGGGCUCUGUGCUGUUCCCCGAGCCCCUGACGUGGAUGGAUAAGCUGGUGGUGGAGUAUGCCAACGCCAUUUGCCAAUGGGAGCGUAACAAGUCACAGUGCUCUGACACGGAGCAGGUGGAGGCCGACCUGGAGUGAGGCCUCUGGACUCUGGCACACUCCAGCAGCCCUCCUCUGGAAGCUCUGUCCCCUCACCCCGUUUCAGGUCUCCCAUCUCCCUGAGUGACCUGGAUCUGACCUCACACCAUCAGCAGGCGGCACCCACCAUGCACACCUGUCUCUGAGUAGGCAGCUCUUCCUGGGAGCUCCAGGCUAUUUUUGUGCUUAGUUACUGGUUUUCUCCAUUGCAUUGUUAGCCAUGGUGACAAGCGACAGAGUUCUUGCCCUCUGUCCAGUUUCAGCACCAGGUUGCUUUUAAGCCAAGUACAUCUAGUUUCUCUACUUAAAAAUGUGUCUGAAUAGUAAUUUCGCUUUGCCGUCAAAAGGCUUUUCCCUGAGAACAGCGAAGGAUGUAUGUCAUUUUGUGAUGGUUUUAUGUGUCCUUACAUAGACCUUAAAAAGAGCUCACCCUUCCAGGCCAAUGCUGAAGACACAGCUCAGCUUGGAAGCCUGAGAAGCUGGGCUUCCCAGGCCAGAGUGUGGCUUCUUAAAUGGCAAACGAAAUUCCUUUGAGUCACAGGCCAAGUUUUUACCCUGUCUUCUAAAACCAUUUCCCUACACUUUGCUGCUGCUGCUGAGAGUUAUGUGGGGCACUUGUUAAAAAUUCAGCCUCCCAGGUCCCUCCCCUCGGAGCGGCUAAUUAAUUGGGUCUGGGAAGGAGCCUGGGGAUUUUAAUUUUUGACAGCUGCCCCAGGUGAUUCUCAUCACCAGGCAAACUUUGAAAAUGGUGUUCAAUGGCGCCCUUAAAUUGGAAACAUCUUCUUAGCUCAUUUUAUUGAAAUUUGUAAUCCCAAGGCCUCCAGAGCAGCAAGGCCGGCCAUGGAGCUGCCAUUGUGUGACCACAGUGUGAUGUCUCAGAAGGGCUCUGGGUGGCUGAGCAUCUGGGCUGUGCCCUGGCUCUGCUUUUCACCCUGGACAAAGUCCCUGGGGACUUUGGUUUCUUUGCCUCUAAAAUGGGGGACUUGGACCAGGUAGAUUGCUGAGCGCACUACCAGGUUCAAAGUUCAAUGACAAACUCAGUUUACUGAGAUUUGAGAGAACAUCCCUCCAGAGGAACCUGGGAGCUGCUCUCCCAGUCUAAGCAUGUAGAUAUCAUCAUUUACCUUUUUUUUUGUCCCUUAUUUGAUAAAAAGAUGUUUUGAGGUUUUUUUUUAAGCACUCAAUUGUCAUUUUAGUUUUUAAACCCAAGUCCUUUUAACUUUGGCUUUUGAUACCAAACAAUUCAAAAGCUGGAUCUGAGUUUGGAGAAAGAUAUUUCCAACCUAAGAGGGUGUUACUUUGAAACCAGAUUUUUAACUUAAUAGCCUAUAUUUGCAAUGUGUUGGAUAGAUCUUUCUAAAGUGUGUCUUCUCAAGUGAAAAUGCAACUCUAGGCUUCAAGUACUCCUUUUCUCCGAUCCUGUGGUACUUGAAUACCUAAAAACCCUGCACUUUGAAAAAUCAUUAGUUGCUAUCUGGAACUAAACAGAACCAUGAGUAAAAUUGCCUGGAUACUUUAAAAAGAGAUUUUCCCUCCUUCAUCUCCUUUGACUCCAGGACAGACUGGAAUAUAAAUAGUGGGUCUGCAUGGAUGUUUCAGGGAUCAAGGAAGCCACCUGGGCACCUGAAUGUCAACCCUCUGGCCCACAGGUGGGUGUGGUUUGGGCAUGGGUCCAAGUGACUGUGACUGUAAUGUCUGUAACCUGAAGAAGUUGUUUUCUCUGACAAUCACCAGAUCAUCCGAAUAACAUCAAAACCAGCCCUUAUCUCAGAAGAUUGAGAUUUCUGUGGUCUCAACUUUGCUUUGGUAUAAUUCCUGACACUCCUUAACUUCUAUCAUUAUGACUUCCCCCGCAAUGUAUUAUUUCUCCAAUACAUUUCCUUUUUGUGUUCUUUUAGCACAGAUGGGCACUUUACCCCUCAGUUUGGAAGCUAGUCCCUCUCCUCUGUUACUUUUCCCUUCACCCAAGCACAGCUGUGAUCUAGAAGAUUUCAUAGUCAUCUUUCCUGCUACUACUGCCUUCAUUUCUCAAGAGUUUUUAUGAGAAUAGGUAAACCACGCAAUAACUUUCUGGGAUUGAAUCACCACCCCAGAAGAGCGAGAGGCUCCUUUCUUAUGCCUGAGGCCACACCCCUUAGCCUAUCUGACAAAACAGGGACUGGCCCAGGUGCCAGCUCCAUUCAGAAAUUCGGGAGGAGAAAAGACAGCCCUGUUGUCACACAAACCGGUGUGGGGGAGGGUGUCCUUGGGGUCUGAUCUGCAUGGCGGCCCUGGUGGCCCCUGUGGAGGACAGGCAGGGCUGGCAGCAUAGCCUUUGUUGCCACACAACCGGAAUUUGCUCCCCCACAACUGUGGGAGCCAGUGUCCCAGCUGAAAUCUUUUUAGUGUGUGACUCUGAAUGGCACUCACAUUCCAUUUUGGCUCACAUGAAGUCAACUGAAGCCCUUUGUUCAAGCUCCAGACUCUCAGGCAUAGAAAUGAGAAUGUGACUGUGGCUGUCUUACAAGAAAAUUCUUGUUUGUCCCUGAAUGAGAGCACAGAGCCAUUGAAUUUACAGAGACGCAAGCUUGCCUGGUAAAUGCGGGAGCGGCAGUUUACAGAUAGGUCAUCUUUUUCCCUUCCUCCAGGUGUCCUCGUCUUUCUUCCCCAAAUGAUUCAUUUCUGAUGAUGAUAUGAAUGCCCCUCUUGCCACUAAGGUUGUAUCUGGGCUAAAACAAGGCCGAAUUUUUAAAGAGUGUUUGAAUAUUUUAUCUGAAAAUCAAAUUGAGGCAAUAAAUUGCAUCAAUCUGGACAAUUCCAUUGCAGGAAUAAUGUGUUAAAACCAAUGGAGAGAAGCACCCACAUCUCUCCUGUGGUACUCCGUGUCCUCAGCAAUUUGAAGACAAUUGUAGGUAACUGAUUCCUGUCAAAUUAGGAUUAAGUAACUCAAAAAAGUGGUGUCAGGUUUCUUUAAUGUAUUUAUGUUAGAAGUGAGUUUAACAGACUUGAAGAAAACUGUUAUCUUUUCCUGCUGUGAGUUUACACAAAUGAUUCCAGAGCAGAAUGAAAGCAGAAAGCUGUUUGUUACAAUAUUCUUUUAACCUCUCUGCAGCGCUUUAUACUUACUGGGAACUUUAGGAGUCACCAUAAGAGUGGAAAUAUACCUGGGUUCUUUUCCUAAUGUCUCUAAUUCACAGUGGAUCGUGGGCAAAUCACCUCACUUCUCUAAGCCUGUUCCCUCCUCUUGGACCGCGUCUAAGACCACUUCAUCUAUUUACACGUCGUUUGCUUGAACGUUGCUGAACAUCUGCGUGAGCUUGGCUUUUGCAGCCCUUGCAGGUGGAAACGGCUGUGUCAGGGCUCACGGCUCACGCUGAGGGGACUUGGAGGGAGGGGGCUUCUGUAUUCUGGUGAAGACCCUUGAUCUUGUACAAAACCCUGUGUCUUUGACUGGCUUCUCUUCAGAGUCCCCAUUGUCAUAAGAUCCUUGCUGUUCUGAGGGUGGUCUUGUGACUGCAGCAGGUGCUGGUCCCUGGAACGAGGAGCCUGUCUCCAUCCUCCAGUGUGACUCAGGCAGAGCACUGAGAAUUCCCAGGGCAGAAAUCCUUCCUGCUCAGGCUUUCAUUCUAAAACCACAGCCUUCAUUAAAGCUGAACUUUCUGGGUAGCUGAGCUUAUAUGCCCGGCAUCUGAAUGAGAGCUCUCUUUGUAACUGUGUGACUUGAGAUGUGUUUUGCCAGCUCCAGGGAAACAAUACAUGUGUUCUUGUUUGUGUUUGCUAGGCAAGCAGAUGUCUGAGAUGUAAGAGGCUUUUCUUUGCCUGUGGCAUUGAUUCUGACUUAGAGUUGAAGUAAAGAUCAGUGAAACAUCACGUCAAGUUGAAGUCACUUGUAGGUCUUUGUCCUUCAGGCAGGACAGGAGAGUCAUGAGGGAGCAUUUCACUGCAGCAUUCUGUCACAGUGUCGUCUGAAAUUGUUUCCUUUGCUCAGAAAGCCUUAACUUGCUUCUAGAGAAUCCCUGGUAUUACAACAAUAUUGUGGCAUUCGAAUUCAAAUUCUUCUGUUGUGAAAAUUUGAAGCAAAGCCCCAGCAAAACCAGAGAAUUUCGUCAAGUGGCCUGUGGGCUCCUUGUCGUCUUACGCCCCCCACCCCCUCCCUCAACAAUCUGAGUGAUCCAGAA
Molecule: messenger RNA, 9653 nt
Organism: Sapajus apella (tufted capuchin)
Lineage: Eukaryota; Metazoa; Chordata; Mammalia; Primates; Cebidae
Gene: ABHD2
Product: abhydrolase domain containing 2, acylglycerol lipase
Exons: 9
Coding region: 4474-5496 (340 amino acids)
Biological process (GO): medium-chain fatty acid biosynthetic process; sperm capacitation; acylglycerol catabolic process
Cellular component (GO): sperm flagellum; sperm plasma membrane
Molecular function (GO): acetylesterase activity; monoacylglycerol lipase activity
Source: RefSeq, a predicted model, not a curated record